This is a messenger RNA of Callorhinchus milii (elephant shark), 1702 nucleotides long. It is a transcript of the gene shmt1, whose product is annotated as serine hydroxymethyltransferase 1 (soluble). Lineage: Eukaryota; Metazoa; Chordata; Chondrichthyes; Chimaeriformes; Callorhinchidae. The transcript is spliced from 10 exons. The record is from RefSeq and is a predicted model, not a curated record. Gene Ontology annotation, biological process: purine nucleobase biosynthetic process; folic acid metabolic process; L-serine catabolic process. Gene Ontology annotation, cellular component: nucleus; cytoplasm; cytosol. The coding region runs from base 488 to 1702 and encodes 404 amino acids. Gene Ontology annotation, molecular function: mRNA 5'-UTR binding; glycine hydroxymethyltransferase activity; cobalt ion binding.
CGCUGCUGCGCCGCUGGAUUUUCUGCCGGGGUUUCGCCGGCAGAACACACAGUCACUGCACUUCGCGGUAAAUCCUGCAAAGCAACUUGAGGCCAAACCAGAGCUGGGAAAGAAUGGAGUUCUUCACUUGGACGAGUAACUUUUUCGAGGACAAGUGGGAGAGAGAGAUCGUACCCUGGCGUGGAGUGGCGUGGCCGGGUUACAUGGGUUUAGAAAGUUUAGACAGCGAGACAAACAAAGCUGUCCUUUGUUUCAAGGCCUCCCGUUGCGUAACAAACUGAAAUUGCGUGCUCUGCUUUGCUGCGUUGUUCAGUGUGGAGAAUCUCCUCUAACUGUGCGCUCGAGGAGUUGGAGCUUGUGAUCUCUUAAGUGAGGAGUUUCAUUCAGUUCAACUCUCGCUCCUGCGAAAGGGCGGUCGGUGCGGAGCACGACUGAGAGCCACGAGCAGAACGGAAUCCCGACCGACGGUCUUUACACCGCGGAAACGAUGGCAGACAACCACACCACGGCUAGUCGGGACUCACACAGCGCCAUGAUGGUGGAACCGCUCAGCACCAACGACCAGGAGGUGUACGAGAUCAUCAGGAAGGAGAAAACCCGUCAGAGGCUUGGCCUGGAGCUAAUCGCGUCUGAGAACUUUGCGAGCCGGGCGGUGUUGGAGGCUCUGAGCUCCUGUGUGCACAACAAGUACUCCGAGGGCUACCCAGGACAGCGGUAUUACGGAGGCACGGAGUUUGUGGACGAGCUGGAGAUCCUGUGUCAGAAGCGAGCAUUGGCGCUGUACAGCCUGGACCCACGGCAAUGGGGAGUCAACGUCCAACCGUAUUCAGGCUCCCCCGCUAACUUUGCUGUGUACACGGCCCUGGUGGAGCCACACGGACGCAUCAUGGGCCUGGACCUGCCCGAUGGCGGGCACCUGACCCACGGCUUCAUGACCCAGAAGAAGAGAAUCUCUGCCACCUCCAUCUUCUUCGAGUCGCUGCCCUACAAGGUGAACCCGGACACUGGCCUUAUCGACUAUAAUCGACUGGAAGAAAAUGCACGUCUCUUCCACCCCAAGCUCAUCGUGGCAGGUGUCAGCUGCUAUUCCCGGAACCUGGAUUACGCUCGGAUGCGCGGGAUCGCUGACGAGAACGGAGCUUAUCUGAUGGCGGACAUGGCACACAUCAGCGGGCUGGUGGCAGCCGGGCUGGUGCCCUCGCCCUUCGAGCACUGCCACGUGGUGUCCACCACCACACACAAGACCCUCCGUGGCUGCCGGGCUGGCAUGAUCUUCUACCGCAGAGGAGUCCAGAGCGUCGACCAGAAAACGGGCAAGGAGACGAUGUACAACCUGGAGGGUCCGAUCAACCAGUCCGUGUUCCCCGGGCUGCAGGGUGGGCCGCACAACCACGCCAUCGCAGGAGUGGCCGUAGCUCUGAAGCAGGCGAUGACCCCGGAGUUCUGCGUCUAUCAGGAGCAGGUGGUGGCCAACUGCAGGGCUCUGGCCGCGGCUCUGAUGGAUCUGGGGUAUCAUGUUGUCAGCGGGGGCUCGGACAAUCACAUGAUCCUGGUUGACCUUCGCAACCGGGGCACGGAUGGGGGCCGGGCUGACAAGGUGCUGGAGCUGUGCGCCAUCGCCUGCAACAAGAACACCUGCCCAGGUAACACGGGGUGGGUGGGGGGGGAGAGGGGCUGGUCGGGGGAGGAGUGUAGGGUGUAG